CUCGUGCCUACUCCGCUCCCACACCCACAACGUUGCUGCAGACCUUCUUCCACUCCCAUCAUCCUCCGGCCACCACCGCCCACCCGCCAUGGCCGCCGCCUCCACCUCCCUCUCCCUCGCCUUCUGUCCUCUCUUCCGCCCAACUCCCCAACCCCAGUUCCAACCGCGGCACCUUGACCCCAAACUUCCCAAACCCCUUCGACUUAGCCUCGCGCCUGCACUCUCCUGCGCCGCCCCCCUCGCCGCCGUCCCCGACGGCGUCGCCAUAGACGAUAUCAUAGAGAAGGACUGGUCCUUCCUAAACGCCGCAGGCUCCCACCUUCCCCGCGCGCUCGCCGCGGGGGCGCUCUCGCCCGCGUCGCGUGUGCUGGCCGUGACGCCCACCCCGUCCUUCGUGAGCGCCCUCCUCUCCGAGUCCCCCUGCGAGCUCCUGGUGGCGGCGCACGAGUCGCUGUACGUGCUGGGAGGGAUCAAGGAGGAGCACGACCAGGUGAGGUGCUUCCAUUUGGAAGGAGGGGGAGGGGGGCAGGGGGGCGGCGUGGUGGAGGCCGUGCCGGGGAGGUUCGACGCGUUCGACGUGGUGUUCGUCUGCUACUUCCCCGGGAUGGGGGUCUCGCCGGCGGCGCUGCUUAGGUCGCUCGCCAAGAGGUGCUGCAAAGGCGCAAGGGUCGUCAUCUUCUUGGAUCAAGGUAGGCAGAGCCUGGCGCAACACCGCAGGGAGAAUCCGGACAUUGUGUUCGCGGACUUGCCCAGUAGGUCUUCCCUGGAGAAGGCUGCAGAUGGGAGCAAGUUUGAAAUGGCGGAGUUCGUUGACGAUUCGUCGCUGUACCUUGCCGUUCUGCUGUUCCAAGGGUGAAACCAUUUUUGUAAGACAGAUUAUGUAGACUGGUAUUAUCUACAUCAGGUUUAAGCGAGCUGCUCGUUCAUAGAUACGCAGGAAGUUGCAAGAUUACUUGUGUUUAUCUACUUAUAUCUUUGCAUC
Molecule: messenger RNA, 982 nt
Organism: Hordeum vulgare subsp. vulgare (domesticated barley)
Lineage: Eukaryota; Viridiplantae; Streptophyta; Magnoliopsida; Poales; Poaceae
Exons: 2
Coding region: 89-856 (255 amino acids)
Source: RefSeq, a predicted model, not a curated record